AUGAUCGCCGCUCAGGCCAAGCUGGUCUACCAGCUCAAUAAAUACUACACCGAGCGCUGCCAGGCGCGCAAGGCGGCCAUCGCCAAGACCAUCCGAGAGGUCUGUAAGGUGGUCUCGGACGUGCUAAAGGAAGUGGAGGUGCAGGAGCCUCGCUUCAUCAGCUCUCUGAGCGAAAUCGAUGCCCGAUACGAGGGGCUCGAGGUCAUCUCGCCCACCGAAUUCGAAGUGGUGCUCUACCUAAACCAGAUGGGCGUCUUCAACUUCGUGGACGACGGCUCGCUGCCCGGCUGCGCGGUGCUCAAACUGAGCGACGGGCGGAAGCGGAGCAUGUCGCUCUGGGUCGAGUUCAUCACAGCGUCUGGCUACCUCUCCGCACGCAAGAUCCGCUCGCGUUUCCAGACGCUGGUGGCCCAGGCGGUAGACAAGUGCAGUUACCGGGAUGUGGUCAAGAUGAUCGCCGACACCAGCGAGGUCAAGUUGCGCAUCAGGGAGCGCUACGUGGUGCAGAUCACUCCGGCGUUCAAGUGCACCGGGAUCUGGCCUCGCAGUGCGGCACAGUGGCCUAUGCCCCACAUCCCCUGGCCCGGCCCCAAUCGGGUGGCGGAGGUCAAGGCCGAAGGGUUCAAUUUGCUCUCGAAAGAGUGUUACUCGCUGACCGGCAAGCAGAGCUCCGCGGAGAGCGACGCCUGGGUACUGCAGUUCGGGGAGGCAGAGAACCGCCUGCUGAUGGGCGGCUGCCGAAACAAGUGUCUCUCUGUGCUGAAGACGCUGCGGGACCGUCACCUGGAGCUGCCGGGCCAGCCGCUCAAUAACUACCACAUGAAGACGCUGCUGCUGUACGAGUGCGAGAAACACCCCAGGGAAACGGACUGGGACGAGGCGUGCCUGGGCGACCGGCUCAACGGCAUCCUGCUGCAGCUCAUCUCCUGCCUGCAGUGUCGCCGCUGCCCGCACUACUUUCUGCCCAACCUCGACCUCUUUCAGGGCAAGCCACAUUCGGCCCUGGAGAGCGCUGCCAAGCAGACCUGGAGGUUGGCCAGGGAAAUUCUCACCAAUCCCAAAAGCCUGGACAAACUAUAG
Messenger RNA from Cynocephalus volans (Philippine flying lemur), 1080 nucleotides. It is a transcript of the gene MAB21L2, whose product is annotated as mab-21 like 2. The record is from RefSeq and is a predicted model, not a curated record. NCBI's taxonomy places the organism in Eukaryota, Metazoa, Chordata, Mammalia, Dermoptera, Cynocephalidae. The transcript has a single exon. The coding region runs from base 1 to 1080 and encodes 359 amino acids.